Molecule: messenger RNA, 1584 nt
Organism: Sparassis crispa
Lineage: Eukaryota; Fungi; Basidiomycota; Agaricomycetes; Polyporales; Sparassidaceae
Exons: 8
Coding region: 1-1584 (527 amino acids)
Biological process (GO): transmembrane transport
Molecular function (GO): transmembrane transporter activity
Source: RefSeq, a predicted model, not a curated record
AUGUCGACGACCAAGUCGACCGCACCUGAGACGUCAAACUCCUUAGGCUCUCCCACGACGACCACGCAGAUCCUCCCCGUAACUGCUGCAGUCCUUUCGAGCGUGGAUGAACAAAUAACGAAAGACUUUGGCUUUCUGCCGAUUCCCCCCAGUUUGCGCUAUGAUCCUGAACACCCGGCGCAUUUUGGACUGCUUUUGAAUGCGACCUUUGGCAUUGCGAGUACCUUCAUCGUCGCGAACUUGUACUAUUGCCAGCCUUUGCUAAUUCAAUUCUCAAAAUCGUUUAAUGUGACAUACGAUGAAGUGUCGAGGAUACCAACACUUGUGCAGGCGGGCUAUGCUACGGGCCUUCUGACGAUAUCUGUCCUGGGCGAUCUACUCCGGCGAAGGCCUCUCCUAUUAUUCCUCAUUUUCAUCAGUUCUUCAUUGACCAUCGGGCUCGCGGUCACCAAGAGUCUGGUCGCCUUCGAAGUGCUGACGUUCCUCGUUGGCAUGAUGAGUAUAGCACCACAGAUCCUCAUGCCGCUCGCAGCGGACCUUGCGCCGCCUGAGCGCCGGGCAUCCGCGCUCUCGAUCGUUCUAGCAGGGCUACUCCUGGGCGUGCUCAUCGCACGGGUGGUGGCGGGCGUGAUUGCCCAGUUCGUGACCUGGCGCGUGGUGUACUAUCUUGCCAUAGGCCUGCAAUUCGGCGUUUUGCUCUUGCUGUACCUCGUCCUGCCCGACUAUCCCGCGCGCAACAAAGGCGCGACGUACAUUGGGAUAAUGGCAAGCAUGGUCAAGUUCCUGUUUACGGAGCCGCUGCUCGUCCAGGCGGUCUUUAUUAACAUCCCCUCGAGCGCGUGCUUCACAAACUUCUGGGUGACCCUGACAUUCUUACUCGGCGGACCCCCUUAUCACUACUCCACCCUCGUUAUCGGCCUCUUCGGCCUGGUAGGCAUGUUCGGCGUCGCGAUGGCGCCUCUGGUAGGACGCGUGAUCGACGGGCUCGUCCCGUGGUUCUGCGCGCUCUUCGCGGUCCUCGCCCUGCUCGUCUUCCAAGCGAUCCAGGUCGGUGCGGGCGGCGUGAACAUCGCCGCGGUCGUGCUCGUCUGCUUCGGGCUCGACGUCUUCCGCCAGAUGUGCCAGGUCUCGCUCACGACCUCCGUCUUCGGGCUGGACGCCAACGCGCGCUCCCGGCUCAACGCCGUCCUCAUCAUCUCGAUCUUCAUCGGGCAGCGGCGCCCCGCAGCGGCGCUCUCGCUCGCAUGGACGGGCUUCAUGCUCGGCGUGCUCCUCUUGCGCGGCCCGAACGUUCCGCGGUACACCUGGUUUGGGUACGCCGGCGGGUUCGAGGUGCGUAAGCGCAAGCUCGACGAGCGUGCGCGCCUCGCGGAGGAAGACGUCGAGAAGGCCGUCGCUGCGGACGUCGACGCGAGCGGGCACGCGGCUGGGGGUGGCGAUACGGAGCGGGAGAAAUACUCGGAAAUGGAGGUCAGAUCGGUUGGAGAUGAGGAAAGCGACAUAAGGGAGGAGAACGGCUCGGGGCACGGAGAGGUGGUUGAUAGUGAGAUAAGGGAGAGCGAGGUAGAGAAGGAACCCGGUUAG